Messenger RNA from Striga asiatica, 1219 nucleotides. The record is from the annotation of a GenBank genome assembly. Lineage: Eukaryota; Viridiplantae; Streptophyta; Magnoliopsida; Lamiales; Orobanchaceae.
AUGGACGUCGGCCACACCAUCUUAGAUGGGAAUGCGGAUGCUGUUGAAUUUUGUCCACACGAAUCGUUCCAAAAUGUGUUAGCCGCCUCCACUUACGUGCUUCAGGAAGGGGAUUGCCCCAGUCGUUCGGGCUCUAUAACGCUCUUUGAUGUUGAUGCCGAUAAUGGCCGGCUUGAAUUGAUUCAGAAAGUAGAAACAGCUGGAAUAUUUGAUAUAAAGUGGAGUCGGGCCCACCUGCACGGCCCGAUCAGGCCCUUGCUUGCUCAGGCGGAUGCCGAUGGAACUACACGCCUGAAAGAAGUUUCCGGAAAACACAUCAGCACUUCCAUGUGUUUGUGCAUCGAUUGGGACCCGCUCGCCAAAUCCAUGGCAGUAGGCCUCUCUAAUGGCUCGGUCUCAAUCGUCUCACUAAACGAGUCUGAGCUAAACACACUUCAAGAAUGGAAAGCCCACGAGUUUGAGGUAUGGGCAGCCUCGUUUGACACCCAAAGGCCUACGCUUGUGUACACUGGAUCAGAUGACUGCAAAUUCAGCUGCUGGGACUUGCGUGAUAAACCGUCAAACUCGGUUUUCCAAAACACAAAGGCCCACGAAAUGGGAGUUUGUUGCAUAGCAAAAAGCCCGUUUGAUCCAAAUAUUGUGCUCACGGGCAGCUAUGACGAGCGGCUGAGGGUAUGGGAUGUUCGAUCGGGCUUGAGGCCCGUGAAUGAGUCAUCCAUAUGUUUAGGGGGUGGAGUUUGGAGAAUCAAACACCAUCCGUACAAAAAGGGACUUGUUUUGGCGGCGUGUAUGCAUAAUGGAUUUGGGGUCGUUAGAUUUGGAGGAGAGAAAGUGGAGGUAGUGGAGAUGUAUGGGAAACACGGGUCACUCGCGUAUGGUGUGGAUUGGCAGUGGGGGAGGCAGCCGGUAGCUGCAUCUUGCUCGUUUUAUGAUCGCCUGCUUCGUGUGUGGAGACCUGAAAGGGAUGUGUAUGCAUAGUAAACAAGAGAUGUACAUUUCUGAUAUAUUUUUUCUUCAGGAAAAAAUAAAUGUGUUCUUAUGGAAUUCAAUUAUUGUCAAGUCAUAUUUGGGAUUUGUUUUCUCAUUUUGUCCAAAUGCAUAACAAACGUUCUUAGUUAUAAACAGUAUCAAUAGAUACUGCAUUCAGGAUUACAUAAAUAGUAUGCUUUCACUAGGGCUGGUAUCACUUCGGUAACCGAAUCGAUAAGCAAUAACUGAU